AUCAGGUUUUGUGAGAGGUCAAUGUUGAUGAUGAGAAGACCUUAAUGUAAUCUAACUUUAUAUUUUUGUUUAUAUGUUUUUCAGGCAGUUCCUAUGUACUUAUCAGCGGUGGCACCAGCCAAUUUAAGAGGGGGUCUAAACAGUAUGUUUCAGUUGACAACAACUCUUGGGAUAUUUUCAGCCAACAUGGUCAGUUACGCAACGCAACAGCUCAAGCCUUGGGGCUGGAGGCUCUCUCUUGGUUCAGCUAUCUUUCCGGCUCUUCUCAUGACCCUUGGCGGUUAUUUCCUUCACGAGACUCCAACCAGCUUGAUCGAAAGAGGAUUAACAGAGAAAGGCAGGCAAGUCUUGGAGAAACUGAGAGGAACAAGAGACGUCAACGCUGAGUUUCAAGACAUGGUAGAUGCAAGCGAGUUGUCCAAUUCUAUCAAGCAUCCUUUCAAAGAAAUUCUACAUAAACGCCACAGGCCUCAGCUGGUCAUGGCGAUUCUGAUACCAACAUUUCAGAUCCUCACUGGUGUAAACUGUGUUCUCUUCUAUGCGCCUGUUUUGUUCAUUACAAUGGGGUUUGGAGGAAAUGCUUUACUCUACUCAUCAGUCCUUGUAGGACGACGAGCUUUGCUCAUCAGUGGCGGAUUACAAAUGAUCAUUUCCCAGGUCAUAGUCUCAGUGAUCUUGGGAUUAAAAUUUGGAGACAACAAAGAGCUAUCAAAAGGGUACUCAAUCCUCUUGGUCAUCUUUGUUAAUCUCUUUAUUCUAGGCUACGGAUGGUCAUGGGGUCAGCUUGGCUACACCAUACCGAGUGAAAUAUUUAUAGGAGAACAAAUGUAAAUAUAGUAGUUAUAGGGACUUAAUUACAAUUAGCUUUACCCU
Messenger RNA from Capsella rubella, 873 nucleotides. RefSeq names its product sugar transport protein 7-like. Gene Ontology annotation, cellular component: membrane. Gene Ontology annotation, molecular function: carbohydrate transmembrane transporter activity. NCBI's taxonomy places the organism in Eukaryota, Viridiplantae, Streptophyta, Magnoliopsida, Brassicales, Brassicaceae. Gene Ontology annotation, biological process: transmembrane transport. Bases 94 to 831 code for a protein of 245 amino acids. The transcript is spliced from 2 exons. The record is from RefSeq and is a predicted model, not a curated record.